CAAACCCCCCCGGACACACUAGUUGGGAAGCCCUGGAAGAUUCCUACUCAGUUAAUUUCCCAAGCUGCGAGGAUCGUCCCCUAUUCGGGAAAUUCUUUGUGCCUCUCACCCUAUUAAUACUCGACCGCCUCCGUCAUGGUCUCCUCUCCUCCCCUCCCCUUUCUCCUCCUCAGCCAAACAGCCAACACCGCUACUCUAGUCUUUUGACUCAGCUUUGACCCUUCGGUCGUCCAUUCUUUUUUAAGCAACUAUCAACGCUCUAAGCUUCGUGCUUUACUUACGCUCUUUUUUUCCUCACCCUUCCAAUCCUCUCUUGUUCGUUUCCGACGUUCAACUACCGAUACCUUCAAGAUGCGUUUCACCGGAGCUGUCUUCUUCGCUGGCGCCGCUCUGGCCGGCAGCACGGUCUACUCGACCGACUAUGUCACCAUCACUUCUUGCGGCCCCACCGUCACCAACUGCCCGGCCGCCUCUACCGUCACCUCGAGCACCGUCUACCCGGUCUCCAGCGGCGUCGUCUCCAGCGCCGUGAUCUCGAGCAGCUCGGCCCUGAGCGGCAACGGCACCGUCCCCUCGUACCCGACCCAGAACGUGCCGGGCCAGAGCAGCUCGGUCGUCACCUCGGCCACGUCUGAGACCCUGCCCACCGGCAAGGCUACGUCCUCCGUCCCCACCGUCAAGUCCGCGUCGACGGCCCCCUACCCCACCGCCGGCGUCAGCACCAGCAAGAAGGUCCCCGAGCAGCCUCUGUACCCGACCUCCGUGAUCCCCAUCACCUACACCACCUGCGUGCCCACCGUGACCGUCAGCUACUCGACCAUUACCGUCACCCCCUCGGUCCCCGCCGGCACUGGCAAGCCUACCACCAGCGCCCCCGGCGUCUACCCCACCGGCGGCUUCACGCCCUCGUGACAACCCCGUGACCAGCCCCUAUCCCACCGGCAGCCCCAUCCCGACUGCCGGCGCCUCUACCAUGGCGGGCUCCGGCCUUCUCGCCGCUGCCGCCGGCGUUGCCGCUCUUCUCUUCGCUUAGGCGGACUCUUUUCUCCAGCCACUUGG
Durotheca rogersii is the source of this 1059-nucleotide messenger RNA. RefSeq lists its product as uncharacterized. Bases 352 to 912 code for a protein of 186 amino acids. The record is from RefSeq and is a predicted model, not a curated record. Lineage: Eukaryota; Fungi; Ascomycota; Sordariomycetes; Xylariales; Xylariaceae. The transcript has 2 exons.